Cooperia oncophora is the source of this 2430-nucleotide messenger RNA. The record is from the annotation of a GenBank genome assembly. Lineage: Eukaryota; Metazoa; Nematoda; Chromadorea; Rhabditida; Trichostrongylidae.
AUGGGCCGCAUCACAGAGGUCCACUCCAACAAGGAAGGUGUCGUACGUGAGGUCGAGCUUAUCUUGCCGAACAAACGACUCACACGGCGCCCGAUCAACCUGCUCGUUCCGCUAGAGUUAGACGAUCAGCAAAGAGAACUCGACAACGGAACCGGAAUAGUACCACCCAGCUCCACGUCGGCGAAUGACGUUGGACCAGAAGUGGAAACACCUCCGGAAGUCGCAUCUCAGACAAGCGCUGAGCAGCAAGACGCUCGAGAAAAGGAGAUGACUCCCCGGAUGAAGUCGUACGAAUUAUGUUCUGAAGGAUCCUGCAUCACCCGUGACAACCCACCGGAGUCAGAACUAAUAAGGCUUCCUCCAGAGAUCACCCUCCAUGAACAUAAAGUCCACUGGAAAGUGACCAACGGAACGAAAAUGAAGACUGUGGAAACGACCUGUCCAGCUAUGCCGUUCUGCCCGCAAGUGGACUGCUGGUUUUGCACGGCAAAUGUCUUCAACCCUGCAUGCCAACCGCGUACCGCUUUCAUUAGCAUGGCGGUUCUGCUGUAUGCACUCAUAGCGUUCCUGUACACAUUAUGCUACGUACCAGUCGUGCUGGGUAAACCCGUCAGAAUAUUCUUCUGCGUCGCAAGAUGGAUCAUGAGAACAGCCAUCAGGGCAGCCGUAAAGUUCGUCCGUCAAAGACCAGCUCAAAGGACAUCGACAAGUCCACAAGCAAGACGGGCAUCAGCGUCACGAUCAACAGGAUUUGUACCGAUUCUCCUCAUUGUCACUUGUGCACUCCAGUGUACAAGAGCAUGCCAAGAUGUCGACAUAUUCGAGCACAGAAUGACCACCUGCACGAAGUCUGCAUCACACCGGCAAAACUGCACGGUCGACGUCACAGAGAUCGUGAAGCUCAACACGUUCAACAAGGAAGCGUGCUUCCGCAUUACGAACAAACCGCCAGGACAGGACGUAGCUCUGUGGGAUGAAAGUCAGCUGCCGCCACUACAGUGCACUUCGAACAGGGAGGCGGAAGCUCUGGCAUGUGACGUUCACCCCAUCUGCAACUGCCAACCAGCAGAAGACACUGUCAAUUGCGUCUGUGUCGACCAUAACGUCACUGAAAUCUUCACUGAUGUACGGCGAAGACUUCCCAUACGAAGAUCAUGGAUUCGCUUUCGAGAGUAUGGCCAACGGGCCACAAGAUGCUACAGUCCGCGCAAUCGUGUCCAGUCUGUCCACGGCAGAACUUCUUCUGACCAUCAAGGAAGAUUUCGAUACCACCGAGAAGGAAGUCACAGACACGAUAUGCACGAUCAAGGACUCCACUAUUCAUGGCUGUUAUAUCACUGUACACAGGGCGCAGUGGCCACCAUACUGUGUUACAGCGAAAGAGAGUACACGAUGGCAUCGAUAACCUGCGACGACGCCACCUUCACAGUGCCGUGUCAUCCAACAGGAGCAAUCUCGACGCUCCGAUUCAGCUUUACACGAGCACAGAUACGUCAACAAUGUGUGACUACGUGUGGAACCACCAAAACGACGUUCGAGCUCACUGGGAUUCUUUAUUGGACCCGAACGCUACGUACGACAGCAGAAAGAGUGAUCGCUGGACAGAGCACGGUCUACGAAUUCGUACUGCCAGAUUUAGGACAUAUUCUGGACGUGUUCAUAUCCUGUUCAGCAACGUUCACAAUGGGCAAAGGAAAAGAGUCGUCUGGCAAGUCAGCAGCCGAACUAAAGAAGCCACCACCACCUCCAAAACCUUCGUCAUCGACAGCAAGUGACAAGUCGUCCACUCCACGUACGACGACUAUGACAGAAGCGCCAAGCAAGAAAGUUCAUGACGAACGUCAAGAAAACAUGGAGAAGGCCUACAAUAAGAUACUCAAGGGCGGAUGGUCGCUCAUUGGCCUCGCAUUUGACGAGUACGACAAGAUCCAGAAAGAGGUAGCCGGACUGCGUCAGGAGACACAUGCGAACACCAUAUCCCUCUUCUCCGAAGUGGCAGCGAUACGUUCAUCAGGAUCACUCGAGGUAAGACGAUCGCCACAGGCUGAUGAUCACCGCAGCAGCCACCGGGACACAUCUCGCAGCAGACGGCCAGAAGAACCAACAGUUCGUUCCACAGUCAGACGCGUGCCCACCCCGAACAGGGACGAUACUCGUACUCUACAGCAGAUUCGUAACGAUAUCCGCGACACGGACGAUAAACUGCGACGUCUGAAACGACAAAUGGAACACACACUGCGAGAAAACGAGCCCGACUCAACUGAUCGUCUCCACGACAUGAACGAGGACAAGAAGAAACUCAUCGCACAAAAGGAACGUCUCGAGUCCAUGGAACGACGACUGGCACACGACACGCGCCAUCAGGAAUCUCGUCAUGGACGGUCACCACCAGGUAAACGAAGCCGCACGGAUUCCCGCGGACAUCAGUAA